AUGGUGACAUCCAUAGUUAACGUUUACCUGCUAAGUGAAACAAAGAGGGGAACUAACUAAACUUCAGUUAGAUAAUUCAUGUCAGCUAUUUGAUACAAUGGACACUUCUGAGAAGAGAAAUGAACAAACGUCCCAGCAGGUAGAAGAGCAGAGUUUAUUUCCCACUGCUGUGUCAGAAGAGGAGCUGGAUGAAGCCCGGAGGAAAAACACCUUCAAGCAGCUUUUUGGCUCCAGUAAAAUCUUUCUGGCAGGAGAGAAACACCCUCAAAGACCAGACCUGCAGGGGAGCCUCAUCAUACAGAACAAGGCUGCACAGCAUUACACUGAGGGAAAAGAGGCAAUGGGAAAGUCCCAGUAUGAGAAGGCUGUGAUCUGCUUCUCCAAAGCCAUCGCACUGCAGCCAGAACAGACUCAGCUGUAUGUGAACCAGGGGGAGGCGUACCUGCAGCUGUGUGACUUCCAGUCAGCAGCAGCCUGUUAUAAACAGGCCUGGCUUCUGGAGCCUGAAGCCUUCAGCGCCCGCUUGGCCUUUAUCUACUACCUCCAGGGUCAGUGUUUGUUUGAUGGAGGCUCUUUCUUGGAGGCUCUGGAGGCCUUCAGCAAAGCUGCUGAGGUGAAGCCUGGCUGCAGGGCCUACGAGUAUAGAAGUCUGGCCUGUCUGUCAGCAGCAGGUCAGUACAGUGACUGUCUGAAGCUGGUGAACAACUGGAUGUUUGUAGACGGUCCCACGUCUGACCUUUUCGUCCUCAGAGCCCGACUGCACAGACAUCUCAACCAGGCGUCACGAUGUUACCAAGACGUGAAGUCGGCUCUGGCGUUGAACCCGACGUGUCCGGAGGCCGGAGCGCUGCUGCUGCAGCUGCAGGAGACCAGCGAAUGGGCCAGACAGAAGGCCGUGGACAGAUCUCUGAGCGGCCAGCUGCCUGAAGCCCUCUGUAUGAUCAACAUCGCUCUGGCCAACAGCCCGCAGGACGGACGCCUCUACCUGUUCAGAGGGAUUCUGUACCGGCGUCUGAAAGACUUCACAGCAGCCAUCGAGGAUCUGGUCCAGGCUGUCGAGCUAGACGAGGAGGUUGGUGAGGAGUCCAGAGGUCAGGUGGAGGCCACAGAUGAGGAGGAGUGCGGCUCCGUGCAGAAGGAGGCGCAGUUUCAGCUGGUUCUCACCUACAAUGAUUUUGCCGUUCAGUGCUUCAGCAGGGGCCUCUACGCUGAGGCGGUGCUGCUACUCAACAAAGGCAUUCAGGAGGAGAAGAGCCAGGCGGGCCUGUACCUGAACCGAGGAGACUGUUUCUUUAUGCAGGGGGAGUGGUGUUACGCUCUGGCUGACUACCGGCAGGCAGAGGAGAUGAUGAGACCUGAUGACCCGGCUGUCAGGCUCCGCCUCUCUGUCCUCUACAACACGCUGGGCUCCCUCUGCUUCCAGGAGGGGUGUUUCCAGGAGGCGGCUGACAGGUUUUCUCUGGCCAUCCAGUACAACCCAACAGUAGGUCACUACUAUGAGAGCAGAGCCAAGGCUUUCCGAAAGCUCCUGAACCUGGAGGGAGCCAGAUCGGACUUCAUCCGCACGCUGAUCCUGGAUCCCACCAACAAGGAGCUGCCUCCUAUGCUGAUGAGCCUGUUCCCCGGACGCAGCAUGUCAGAUGUUCUGUCCAGUCAAACAGGACAAGCAGUCAGAGCCCAGCUGACGGACACCAUCCAGGCCUGCAGCUCCUCGCCAGAUCAGCAAAGCGACACACUGAGUGAGAAGCUCCAAAUGAUGACUCUGACCAGUGACAACACAGCGAGCCAAUCAGAAGACUCAUCUGAAGCAGGGAAGGAGUUGAAGUUGAAUGUAAAUCAACAAGAGCUGCAGAUGAUGAUGAUGAAGAGCACUCUGCAGCAGACGAAUGAAGCGGUUCAAUCGCUUCUCCAUCAGCGUCCAGCUCUGCACCACACCGGCCCACCGCCUCCUUCUACACAGAGGAACCGCACCAAACCACCUGUAGACAUGAGAGGAAGUCAUACUGCAACAAGAGAUUUGGGGUGUUUGGAGUCCACAUCUAAGAAAUGAUGGUGGAAUUACUCACUGUGCUUUUUGCUUGCAUUUUUCAUUUUAAUUUCUCCUUGACUCAGACUUUAAAAUAAUCAAAGUAGACAGUUAGUGUUUAUAGCCGACUACCGUUUGUAGUUAAUGACUUAAAAUACACAAAACCACCAUUCUGCUCCUUCAACCUGAACUUAUGAUUUGAAGAUAGAACAGUAGAGAGAAAUCAUUCAGCACAAGAAAAAACACAACAAGACAGAACAGCAGUGACAGUAAUGACAGCACAACACUGUGGUAUGAUCCUUUAAUCAGGAUGUUAUUAUGUAGUCCGAUAGGUGGCAGCAGAGGCUCAAAUUUAGCUUGAUAACAUUACUCUUGAGUCCUCAACUGCUGUGCAACUAAAUGUUUGGGUUCUGGCUCUGCAACAGCUCUUCAUCUACAUUGUCCAGGUGAUCUAAUUUAUCUGAUUUGCUUAAUUGAGAAUAAUUCUGUGACAUGUAAACUGAGACGUAACCUCAAACAUGAAUGAGUGAGUUUUUUAAAACCACUGAUUCAAAUGUUUCUUUGGUCAAACUGUGUGUUGAACUGUGGAUCUUUUUUUAUGUUUUUCUCCAUGUCUUUAUGUCACUUUAUGUCAUUUUUCAAGUAGUUAUAUAGUAUGUAAAUGUUCAUAAACAUUCAUAAUAUUAAAUUAAAUUCCCGUCCAUCCCUGAA
Messenger RNA from Thunnus maccoyii (southern bluefin tuna), 2737 nucleotides. RefSeq names its product tetratricopeptide repeat protein 16. Gene Ontology annotation, molecular function: protein binding. The transcript is spliced from 13 exons. Bases 98 to 2050 code for a protein of 650 amino acids. Lineage: Eukaryota; Metazoa; Chordata; Actinopteri; Scombriformes; Scombridae. The record is from RefSeq and is a predicted model, not a curated record.